ACGCUGGCUUCGGUCUUGUCAUUGUCAUUGACAGCCGAGUCCCCGCAACCACGCAACUUUCGAGGCCCUACACUGCUAUCAUAAUCGAUCUGAUGGACUUGGAUCUCUUUGCAGGUCUCUGCGAGUGGGUGAAAGCCGAGUGCUAUUUCUCGAACCGGGAGAACAACAAACACCCAAUCUCCACUCAUCUGGUCACCGUCCACAUGGAUUCGGCGCCAGAAUACGACGCCAUCCCAUACGUGUGGGGGGAUACACUGGUACCGUACCAAUUUGCUGCGAUGACAUCUCGACCAACAUCACAUCGAUCUCAAUUGGGCCUUGCGGAGGGUGAGACUUGCCGACAAUUCGAGGGUUAUGUGGGCGGAUGCUCUGUGCAUCAAUUCAAACGACAAUCAACAGCAUAGCCAGCAGGUCGCCAUCAUGGGUCGCAUCUACUCAGGGGCGAGAUAUGGUCUCGUAUGCAUGGGAGAUGCCCUGGAUGAGGAGCUGCCAAUGUCGCCUCUUUUGUGGGCCAUUUCGAGAAAACCCCCUCCUUAGACCUGUACGAGCCAGAUUU
Molecule: messenger RNA, 556 nt
Organism: Pseudomassariella vexata
Lineage: Eukaryota; Fungi; Ascomycota; Sordariomycetes; Amphisphaeriales; Pseudomassariaceae
Exons: 1
Coding region: 93-404 (103 amino acids)
Source: RefSeq, a predicted model, not a curated record